AUGGCCACCCCAGCCUCAGAUGAGUAUGUUGAGGUAGCGGGCGAUGUGCCCGCCGAUGGCGAAUAUGUUGAAGUGGCAGCUGAACCAGAUAGCCCAACGGUUGAUGGCGGAUACGUCAACGUUGAUGCUUCCAUGGCCGCUGAGGCAGAAGAAGCCACACACGCUGCUUCAACUGAAGAGCAAACCGCCACUGAUGUCGACACCGAGGCCGACGCCGAGGGCCGUACCCUGCCGCAGCCCCCUGCGUCCCUUCCAAAGGUCCGCGGUCGUCGUCAAGGCGUGCAGGUGCAAAAGUUUACCCGCCGCCCAAAUAAAGCCGUCACCACCGAACGGGUGCAGCGCACCACGACCAAGAAGGAGACGGCCGCCGAGUCCUUCAAGGCUGCGAAGGAGGCGCGCGCCAAUGCCCUCGCUCGUCUUGACAACCGUCACAAGUUUGUCCUCGGCCGUGUUGCGGACCUGGUUGGCUUGUCUGCCCAAGAAGCAGAGGAGCAUUUGCUGGAGGGCGGCGUCUCAGCCCUGAACAGCUUUGACGCCUUUUUCGAGGCUGACGGCAGCAAGCAGCUUGUUUUCUAUUAUCAAGACAUUGAGAGCCGCUCCAAGGGCGAGUCCAGCAAGCGCCUGGCGCUCGUCGACCCUCACACCACCAAGCUGACAAACAUGUGCGUGUAUGCCGUGCGUACGACCCCGCGUGCCAUCACCACCUCCAACAUGGCCAAUGAGAUCAACUUUGGUAGCUUCAGCGCCGCUGCCAACGAUGGCUCCCUCCUGUCCGGCCUUCGCGCCGUGGUAGCCGAUGUCCUUGAGCCCUACAUCCACCACAACGAGAAUUGGGGCAAACUCCACGAGGAUGAUUCACAGCGCGACGAGUUCUUUGACGCCCUGCAGCGCUUCACUGCCUCCCUCAGCGAGGCGGACACCGCCGUGCGCCAUCAAGUGCACCUCGCCCCAUACCAAGCCCCUGAAGGCGCCACCCCCCUACACCUCGAAUCAGUCAAGACGCCCGCGCAAAUGACGGCCCUUUCAGAGGACCAAAAGGCCGUGGAGCAACUCGAGGAUCUCCUUCAAAAGUGGUGCACCCAGCUCGCCCAUGCCAUUGCCGAAAGCGAGCAAAUGCGCCGCGAGGCCGAUGACGUUGGCCCGCGUGCCGAGCUUGAGCACUGGAAGUCUCAAAUGGCCAAGUUCAACGGCAUUCUGGACCAAAUCAAGGCACCCAGCUGCCAAAAGGUUAUUGCCAUCCUGGUGCAGGCCAAGUCCCGCGUGAUUCCCGAGUGGCGGCGUCUGGACGCCCGCAUUACCGAGUCCGCCAACGAGGCCAAAGACAACGUCAAGUACCUCUAUGCGCUGGAUCGUACCUGCGGCGCUUUGUACAAAAGCAAUCCCGUCACCAUGCUUGAGUCGGUGCCCAAUUUGAUGGGCGUCAUCGGCAUGAUCCAGUCCGUCUCCACGUACUACAACACCUCCGAGCGCGUGACCGCUCUUUGCGUCAAAAUCACCAACCAGAUGAUUACCGCUUGCAAGGAGUACGUCUAUGAGCACGAGUCGCGUCUCUGGAAACAGGACCCCAAGGCCUUGUGCGCGCGCCUUGCCGAUUGUCGGGCUCUCAACGCCCAUUAUCAGACGUGCUUUGCCAAGGAGAAGCAAAAGCUUGCUGCCAACCCCGAUCGACGACAGUUUGAGUUUUCCGAAAUGAGUGUCUUUGGCAAGUUUGACACCUUCUCCAAGCGCACGGAGAAGAUUGAAGAGGUCUUGAGGCUCAAGCAGACAUGGUCCGUCCUCGACGCAAGCAGAAUUGACGGCAUUGACACGCUGGCCGUCUCUGCUCGCGCGCUGUUCAAGAACUUUGAGAGCAAGCCCUAUGAUCCCCUCAACACGCGCAAGCGUGACUUUGACACGGAUCACGAGCAGCUCAAAAACGAUCUGGCCGACCUCUUGGCCCGUCUGCAGGACUUUUUGGACGACAAGUUCCUGACCAUUCCCAGCGUCAUGCGUGCCCUCGAUCUCUUGGCUCAAUUUGACCUCAUUAAGGGUGUGGGCCUUGUCCUCACGGAUAAGUACGAGGUGGUCCUGCGCCAGUUUGGCCGCGAGCUUGAAGAGGUGCGGAAGAUUUACCAGGCUGAGAAGGAAGAGCCUGCCAUUGGUCGCAACCUCCCGCCGCUGGGUGGCCGCAUCGUCUGGGCUCGUCAACUCUUUGGCCGUAUUGAAGGGCCCAUGACCGCCUUUCAGGAGGCUUGCCCCGACGUGCUAAAGUCCGCUGAGGCCAAGAAGAUCAUUAAGACCUACAACAAGUUGGGUCACGUUCUCAUGGAAUUUGAGAUGCUCUACCAUCGUGGGUGGUGGCGUGCCGUUGACGCCUGCCAGUCAGGCCUCAACGCCUCUCUCUUGGUGCGCCGCCCCCUCAGCAACCAGGAUGAGGUGGCAUUCAGCCUGCGCGAGACGGGAGAUCUUGUCGUCAACAUUGACCCCCAGAUCAUGCAGCUGAUUCGCGAAACGAAAAUCAUGCAAAAGCUCAAGCUCGAGAUUCCGGAGAGUGCCAAGCUCCUUUGCCUGCAGGAGGACCGCUUGCGCAAGCACGAAGUUGAGCUGCAGCAGCUCGUCCGUGAAUACACGGACGUGAUGGCGCAGAUUCCUGACAAGCUGGUCGUCAUCAUUCAGCCCAUUCGCGCUCUGGUCGAUGCGGUUAUCGAACCAGGCCUUACCAAGCUGAGCUGGAUGUCACCCAACCUGGAGACCUAUUUGCAGGCCUGCUAUACAGCCAUGGGCGAGUUUGAGAAGACGCUCAAGGCCAUUCAGGACCUGGUACAGGUCCGCAUCAAUGCUGUUCUUAAGGAUAUGCGCAACACCUCCUUGGCUGCCCUGCCCAGCGAUGAGCCCUGGCUGCCGGAGGAGCUUGUCCACAAGACUCACCGUCUUUGCCAGGCUGGUGCGGAGCACCUCGAGCUGCAAAGCUCUCUGGUUGAGCUCGCUGUUCGGGAACUCUUGGAUCUGCUCAACAAGCACAUCCCGGCGGCCAUUCGCGAUGGCGAUCACAUGAAGAUUGCUCUGCAAGAACUCUACGAGGGCUUUAUGCAAUCGUGCGUCGACUCUGUCGUCCGCUGUGUGCGCUACAACCUGGAUCAGCUGCGUCGCAAGCUGAGCAACCGCUCUGCUGAUCGUGACAAGCCCGCUUGCUUUUACGUCCACAUUGAGCUGGACAUUCCUAAGAUUGUGAUUCGGCCCGAACUUCCCGCCGUUCAGGAGGCUGUGAAGGAGGCUGCGGACCUCAUGGUCAACGUCGGCAAGAAGGUGGCAGCCUGGGGCCAGGAGCGUGACCAGGAGGGACUGGAGUCAAUCUACGCCCAGGUGGCGGAGCACAAGGAGGUGAUCAAGCACGUCCAGUCGCUCUCAACCAUUGUCAGCAGCACCAAGUCGGAGGUUGAUGGUUGCCUCGAGCCGCUGCACCGCUUUAGUGCGCUCUGGACCGAGGACAAGGCCGAGAAGACGGCUGCUUUCUUGGAAACCAAGCCAGAUCUGUAUGCCUUUGAGCAGGAGGUUCGGCGUUACGAGGACAUUGAACGCGAUGUUCUCGGUCUCCCUGGCGUCUUUGCCGCCGGGGCACUGCAGCUCAGGAGUGACAGCUUUCAGCACAGCCUCGUGGCCGAGACCAAGGCCUGGAAGCAGGCUUUUGGCAAGGGUCUCAACAGCAAGGCCCUUGACGACAUGAACGAGGUCUUUGCCUUCUGCGACGAGCUGCAAAAGCAGCUGUCCCGCCCCAUCAAGGAUCUCGAGGACGUGCGGGUCGCCAUGAACGGUCUCAAGGACCUUCGCGAGCAUCAAAUUCGUAUCGACAACAUGCUGGCCCCCAUUGAGCAGUCUUAUGGUAUUCUCAACAAGUACGAGGUGGUUGUUCCCCGGGCAGAGACUGAACGCCUGGACACGCUCAAUUUCGAGUGGCAAAAGGUGUUGGGUCUUUCCAAGCAAAUUCAAGACCACCUCAUCACUAUCCAGCCCCAGUUCAAGGAUGACCUCAUUGGUGCCGUGCAAAAGUUCCAGGUGGAUCAAAGCACUUUUGUGGAAGAGUACAACGUGGCUGGCCCCGGCGUUGAGGGCAUCACUCCUGAGGAGGCCAGCGAUCGUCUGGCCAUCUUCCAGAUGCGCUUUGACGAGUUGUGGCGACGCUUUGUCACUUACUCAGGAGGCGAGGAACUCUUUGGCCUGCAGCAAACCGACUACCCCGAGUUGCAGCGUAUCAAGAAGGAGCUUGGUCUGCUCAGCAAGCUCUAUUCCCUCUACAACGACGUCAUCAAGACGGUCAAUGGCUAUUAUGACAUCCUGUGGCGGGACGUUGACGUGGACAAGAUCAACGCCGAGCUCUUGGACUUUGGCAACCGCUGCCGCAAGUUGCCCAAGGCUCUCAAGGAGUGGCAGGCGUUUGAGGAUCUGCGCAAGACCAUUGAUGACUUUGCCGAGUCUUGCCCGCUGCUCGAGAGCAUGAGUAACCCGGCCAUGUUGCCGCGUCACUGGGCCCGCAUCACGGACCUCACGGGCGUGGAGUUUGACGUGGAUAACGAAAACUUUUUGCUGCGCAACAUCAUGGAGGCUGAUCUCUUGAAGACCAAGGAGGAUAUUGAGGAUAUCUGUAUCGCCGCCAUCAAGGAGCAGGACAUUGAGGCCAAACUGAAGCAGGUCAUCAACGAGUGGUCCUCGCGCGAGGUCACCUUCAACACCUUUAAGGCGCGCGGCGAGCUUCUCAUCAACGCGGCGGACAUUAGCGAGCUGAACACGCUCAUGGAAGAUUCGCUCAUGAUUCUCACUUCGCUCAACUCCAACCGCUACAAUGCGCCUUUCAAAACCGAUAUCCAAAAGUGGGUGUCCAACCUGUCGGAGACCACGGAUAUCGUGGAGAAGUGGCUUAUUGUUCAGAACCUGUGGGUGUACCUCGAAGCAGUCUUUGUGGGCGGUGAUAUUGCCAAGCAGCUUCCCAAGGAAGCCAAGCGCUUCAGCAACAUCGACAAGUCGUGGCAAAAGAUCAUGCAGCGUGCGCAUGAGAACCCCAACCUCGUGCAAUGCUGCACCAGCGACGAAACGAUGAGCACGAUGCUGCAGCACAUGCUUGAGCAGCUCGAGCUCUGCCAAAAGUCCCUUGUGGGCUACCUCGAGAAGAAGCGUCUUCUUUUCCCGCGCUUCUUCUUCGUCUCGGACACGGUCUUGCUGGAGAUUCUCGGUCAGGCCUCGGACUCACACACCAUCCAGGCUCAUCUGCUCAACGUGUUUGACAACAUCAAGACGGUCACCUUCAACGAGAAGUCGUACGAUCAAAUCUUGGCUUACUCUUCGCGUGAGGGUGAAUCGGUCGUCAUGCAAAACCCCGUCAUGGCCUCGGGCCCCGUCGAGCUCUGGCUGGGCUCGCUGCUCGCAGAGCAACGCAACUCGCUCAACGCCGUCAUUGCCGAUGCCUCAGUGCAGGCGCUCGACCCCAACUUCAAGCUCAUCGAGUUUGAAAAUAGCUACCCGGCUCAGGUUGGCAUCUUGGGUCUGCAGCUGCUGUGGACACGCGAUGCCGAAGUUGCUCUGGCCAACGCGCGCACCGAUAAGAAGAUCAUGAGCCAGAUGGACGAUAAGUUUGCCGAUCUCUUGAGCCAGCUCAUUGACGCCACCCUUCAGGAGCUUACCAAGGUGGAUCGCACCAAGUUUGAGACAUUGGUGACGCUGCACGUGCAUCAACGCGACAUCUUCCAUGACCUCGUACAGAUGCACAUCAAGAGUCCUCAGGACUUUGAGUGGACCAAGCAGGCACGCUUUUACUUCCUCGAAGAGGAGAAGCAUUUGGUAGUGCACAUUACUGAUGUUAUCUUCAAGUAUUGCCUCGAGUUCAUCGGUUGCGUGGAUCGCCUUUGCGUCACGCCUUUGACCGAUCGAUGCUACAUCACUCUGGCCCAGGCCCUCAACCUCAGCAUGGGCGGUGCCCCUGCUGGGCCCGCCGGAACGGGCAAGACUGAAACGGUCAAGGACAUGGGUCGUUGCCUUGGCAAAUUCGUCGUGGUUUUCAACUGCUCCGAUCAGAUGGACUUCCGCGGUCUGGGCCGCAUCUACAAGGGUCUGGCCCAGUCGGGUGCCUGGGGUUGCUUCGAUGAAUUCAACCGUAUUGAACUGCCUGUGCUCUCGGUUGCGGCCCAACAGAUUGCCAUCGUGCUGGGCGCCAAGAAGGAGCGCCGUCCCAACUUCAUCUUCAUGGAUGGCGAUGAUGUCACCCUUGACCCCGAGUUUGGCCUGUUCUUGACCAUGAACCCAGGCUACGCCGGCCGCCAAGAGCUGCCGGAGAACCUCAAGAUUCAGUUCCGCUCGGUUGCCAUGAUGAAGCCAGAUCGCCAAAUUAUCAUUCGCGUUAAGCUGGCCAGUUGUGGUUUCCAGAACAACGUCGUGCUGGCGCGAAAGUUUUACACCCUCUACUACCUGUGCGAGCAGCAGCUGUCGCAGCAG
Messenger RNA from Monosiga brevicollis MX1, 6459 nucleotides. RefSeq lists its product as uncharacterized. The transcript is spliced from 4 exons. Gene Ontology annotation, molecular function: ATP binding. Lineage: Eukaryota; Choanoflagellata; Craspedida; Salpingoecidae. The record is from RefSeq and is a predicted model, not a curated record. The annotation marks the transcript as partial.